UUUUCUUCCUUUUACUGUAUAUAGAUCUAGAUCUGCUAAGUACGUGCAUGACAAAGGCAGUGAAAAUUAUGAAGAAAAUGGUGUUGUUCAUGAUUGCUUUGGUCAUAACGAUUUCAAUUGUCAGAGCGACAGCAUAUGAUCAUGUCGUCGGAGAUGAUCGAGGCUGGGACCCUGCCACCAGGCUCUCCGGUUGGUCCUCGGGAAGAACCUUCAAAGUUGGUGAUAAGAUCUGGUUCGCUUACUCGGCAGCAUUGGAAAGUAUAGUGGAGGUGGGGAGUCGAGAAGAGUACGAAACGUGUGACGUGAGCAACCCAAUCCGAAUGUACACAGAUGGGUUGAACAGUGUUUCCCUUGAGGAAGAAGGAAACCGCUAUUUUGCAAGUGGGAAAGAAGAGAGCUGCAAGAAUGGACUGAAGCUCAAAGUGGAGGUGCGACAUCCGUUGUCAUCAAUAUUGGACAUUCCUACAACAUAUGAAUUAGAUUCUGAACUUGUUUCUUUUGCUCAAGGCCCUGCCGCUACUUCCGGCACAACCCAUCUCACAGGAGGCACUACUCUGGUGAUAUUGUUCCUGGGAAUACUACUACUGCAGGUUGGCCUAUUCUGAAUUAAUUAAGGAUGGUUGAAUGGAUAAUCAUAUGAUAUCUAUGUUUGUAGAGUGUCUUUGAGUUUAAGUUCAAUGUGUUUUAGCAUAUUGUAAUAAUAUUAAUUUGAGAUAUCUAUGUAUUUUUAUAUUUUAAAUUCAACAAAAUAUUUAUACUAAGAUGAAUUUGUAAUAUUCUUAUAUACUUUAUAAGUUUGGUUCUUUUGAAUGUUAGAUGA
Molecule: messenger RNA, 820 nt
Organism: Impatiens glandulifera
Lineage: Eukaryota; Viridiplantae; Streptophyta; Magnoliopsida; Ericales; Balsaminaceae
Product: uclacyanin 1-like
Exons: 2
Coding region: 48-605 (185 amino acids)
Cellular component (GO): plasma membrane
Molecular function (GO): electron transfer activity
Source: RefSeq, a predicted model, not a curated record